AUGGUGCUUGGUUUCAAUGACCGACUUGAGGUACCCAACUCCAUUAACGAGUCACAGCGCUUUGGGUUUGUGGUGUGCAGCAUGUUUUGUGCGAUCGCAUCCGGUGCCGUCUACUCCUUUUCGCUCAUAUCGGGCAAAAUGACGGAUGACUACGGCUUUACCCAGAACGAUAUCACCACCGUUUCAACUGUGGGCAUCGUUCUUGGAUACUUUACGCUUCCCUUUGGAUUCAUCCUUGACUACAUAGGGCCGAAGCCGCUUUUUGCGAUUGGUAUAUUUGCGUACGGACUUGGCGCAGCACUAUUUGCAUUGACGUUUUCGGGAAGGAUUGGGGCAAGCGUGGGGAGUCUUGCUGUCAUCAAUGCCAUCAUGAACACUGGCUGUGCCAUGUUUGAUAUGGGCCCCAUCUUGUCUGUACUCAGCUGGUUUCCAGUUGACCGCGGUCUCUUGGUGGCAGCUGUGAAGUCGAUGAUUGGAUUGGCAAGCUCUGUCAUUGCGACAAUUUACAACACGUACUUUUCAGGCAACCACUCCACUUUUAUGUUUUUUCUUCUUGCCGUUUUUGUGGUCAUUGGGUUCUGGGCGUUUAUCUUCAUUCAGAUCCCUCCGUACCAUAUGACAGGCCACAGGAUCAAGCAUUACACCGAAGAGGAGCACGCGAUAGCACGUCGUGUGGAGCACAUGUAUCUCAUCAAGAAGGCCCCCAGACGGCGCUUUCUUAUUUUGUUCGUCAUUGUGUUGAGUCUUCUCAUUGUGAUCACGGUACAGAGCAUCGCCUUUGUUUUUGUGGAGGGUGAAGUGCCAUUCAAGACGAAAAACCCACCCGCAAUUAUCAUGAUUCUGCUCUGCUUUUCGUUAUUCCUUGUUGUCCUGCCAUUCAAUUGCCUUGACAAGCCAUUGAGGGGAAGCAGAAAAUCCACUAGCGGCAGCAACGAACCCCUCGGGAACUCCAACAAGAAGAACGACAGCAAAGAGAACACAUCUGCCGGUGACGCCAAAAAUGAAAUAAUGGAUGAGGCUUUUGAAGGAGAGGAAAGGCUUGUUUCCAAUGAUGACAAGAAUUUUCCGCAGUACCAGACCGGCUUCUUUCACAAUGUCCUUCACAGUAUUCCAUUGUGGUGUUUCUGGCUGAACGCUGUCAUUGUGUCGGGUGGUGUGCAUAUUGUUAUGCUCAACAGUCGCCAGCUGUUUGUGGCGGUAUCAGAGGACCCGUCGAGCGAGCAGCUUCCCGCCCUGUACGUUGCCCUGACGAGUGUCGGUAACGCCAUUAGUCGUCUUGGCGUCAGUUUCUUUGAAGCAUGGAAUGCAAGCCGACCACUUGAGAAGCGAACGCCCAUUACCAUCACGUACUGCAUCCCGUCCCUCAUGAUGUGCCUUUCUUGCAUCUUUUUUCUCAUUGUGCCAGCACGGGCGCUGAUCGUACCAAUGCUUUUUGGAGGAUUUGCGAACGGGUCCUACGCUGCUACCCUCGUAUUGACUGUCCGCACCAUUUUCAGCAUUGACGUUGCGAAACAUUACAACAGUAUCUUUGUUUUUGAUCUCAUUGGUGUCAUUGUCUUCAACCGUUUUAUGUUUGGUGAACUUAUGACGCGAAACUCCGUUCGGGCUUCGGAUGGUCGGGUCCACUGCCUGGGACGUAGCAAGUGUGUGCGGACAUCAUUCACUGUGCUUGCGUGCCUCUGCGCAUUGGCCUUCACUGCAAGUCUGCUGAUGCAUUUUGUCUACAUGCGCUUUGUACGCUCCAGGCGUGUGCAGGAAGAGGCGGGACGAAAUGUUCCGUUGGAGAUGGCUGGGGUAAUUUCCGAAGAAGUUCAGUAG
This is a messenger RNA of Trypanosoma cruzi, 1818 nucleotides long. RefSeq lists its product as uncharacterized. Gene Ontology annotation, cellular component: membrane. The transcript has a single exon. NCBI's taxonomy places the organism in Eukaryota, Euglenozoa, Kinetoplastea, Trypanosomatida, Trypanosomatidae. The coding region runs from base 1 to 1818 and encodes 605 amino acids. Gene Ontology annotation, molecular function: transmembrane transporter activity. The record is from RefSeq and is a predicted model, not a curated record. Gene Ontology annotation, biological process: transmembrane transport.